GAUCGGAGAGGGUCGAAGUGACGAGCGACUCAUCUACAGAUUUCCUUCCUCUCCGCUCCACAUUCCUCUGUUCGGUGCAUUAUUUUCCCAAUUUAGAGCAAACAGAGCCACAUCUGCACCUCCAUCACUGCAAGAGCGCAGCUGGAGGGGCUCACCGCGACCACCCUGCUCCGCUUUUGAGGGAUUUUUGGGGCAUUUUUUUCUCCUGAAAGCCAUACAAAGGGAGCCCGGCUGGAUUCUCUGUUCAUGAAGGACGUUAAUUCAUCGCACGGUGUGCUGCGUCCAGACCUGUCUGACCAGGUGAAGACAUCCAGAAUCCAUUCUGAGAUACAGAUUGGAGAAAGAGAAACAGGGUGUGAAGCUCUUCCACUGGAGGAAACGCUGUGGUUUUUACCCCUCAGCACCAGCUACACCAGACCACCAGCCUGAAGGGGUCCGUUUAGAGGGGAUCACUGGGAGAUCUCCAGCUUUUUUGGACCAGAAGAUCCAAGCAGCAGUGCUUUGGGGCUUGACGUGGAAAAGUUGAUCAACUUUUCUUGGUUUAUUGAGACCCACUUCCUUCCAUUUGUUGCCAAAAGGAGAAACAAAGUAGCCCCGUUGGUGCUGGAUUGGUGAACUUUGGUGGACUUCUUGCUCCUGGCGCCGUGUUCUUGCUCCUGGAUGCGGCUUUUGGAGCGGUCCAUGGCUGCAAGGCCCAGCUGACGGUACUCCAGCGCCAAAUCUCCAUUUUCGGUCCUUUAUUUCUUCAUCUUCUGGGACGAAUUCAUCUGCAGAGCUCACCGACACUCCGCCAGCCAUGCAGCUCGACUGGAGGAAUGUGGCUCCGCUGUGGAUUCUCCUCCUGGACUAUCUGCUGGGAUCAGUGGCUGAAGAAGAGGUUUUAAUGAACACGAAGACAGAAACGUCCGAUCUGAAGUGGACCACCUACUCCAGAACAAAAUCCGAGUCCCAGUGGGAGGAGGUGAGCGGUUUGGAUGAAGAGAAUAACAGCGUUCGGACCUAUCAGAUCUGCCAGACGGACGGCUCCUCCAGCCAAUGGCUGCGCAGUAAGCUGAUCGAGCGGCGCGGAGCCUCGCAGGUUUACGUGGAGCUUCGCUUCACCAUGAUCGAGUGUUCGUCACGCAGCACGCACCAUCGGUCCUGCAAGGAGACGUUCAACCUGUUCUACUACCAGAGCGACACGGACGAUGCCACAGCAUCGCACCCCCCAUGGAUGGAGAACCCUUACGUCAAGGUGGACACAGUAGCGGCGGAUUUCCUGCUCCGUAAAGGUGGAGAGAAGAAGUUUAACGUGAAGACUCUGCGUCUGGGUCCUCUGACGAAGCGAGGCUUUUACUUGGCGUUCCAGGCUCAGGGUGCCUGCAUGGCCCUGUUGUCUGUGCGAGUGUUCUUUAAGAAAUGUCCGGCCGUCACUCGCUCUCUCUCCGUUUUCCCGGAGACUGUGCCGCGCUCGCUGGUGCAGGAGGCCGUGGGCACGUGCGUGCCGAACGCAGAGCAGCCGGGGCCCCGCCCCCGACCCCCGAAAAUGUUCUGCGGUGAGGACGGGCAGUGGGUGGAGCAGCCGAGCUCCAGCUGCACCUGCAGAGCCGGAUACGAGGCCAGCGCCGGAGAGCUGGAGUGUAAAGCCUGUCCUGCUGGUCAGUUUAAGCUGGGUUCUGGUUCUGGUCCAUGUUCUCCAUGUCCAGAGUCCAGUCACACUGGAGAGACAGGAGCAGCGUCCUGUGUGUGUCGCCCUGGUUACCAUCGGGCCCUCACUGACAGCCUGGAUUCACCCUGCACACGCCCCCCCUCGGCCCCCCGCGGCCUGUUCCCUCAGAUUAAUGACACCUCUCUGACUCUGGAGUGGAGUGAGCCGGUGGACAGCGGCGGUCGCUCUGACCUGUCCUACAGCAUCCAGUGCAGCGUGUGCAUGUCCCCCGCCGGGCCCUGCACCGCCUGCGGAGAGGGGGUCAGUUACCGGCCUGCUCAGGCCGGUAUCCGAGGGCGACGGGUCAGCGUGUGGGGGCUCCGCCCACACACCACCUACACCUUCACCGUCCAGGCUCUGAACGGGGUUUCUGCACUCAGCCAGCAGGGGCCGGCCGGAGACAGCAUCAACAUCACCACGGGCAGAAACGUUCCAGUGCUAGUGUCUGGUAUCAGCAAGAGGACAGCAACAGAGUCCAGUCUGACCCUACACUGGGCCGUUCCAGCACAGCCUCCCUACAGCAUCCUACAGUACCAGCUCCGCUACUGCGAGAAGGAGCGCGGCGCGGACGAGCACUGGUGCCGUUACAAGGAGAGCGACAGUAAUCAGGUGGUUCUGAGUGACCUGCGCAGGGCCACGCAGUACGAGGUUCAGGUCCGAGCCCGAACUCAGGCCGGAUACAGCACCUUCAGCCCGGCCAAGUCCUUCAGGACUCUCCCAGACGAAGAUGACUCUUCAUCCCCUCUCCUUGUUACCGGGGUUCUUAUCGCCAUGGGGAUGCUCCUCCUCAUCACUGUCAUCGGCAUCGCCAUCUACUGCAUCCGGAAGCAGAACCGACUGAAAGAUCCUGAACUGAGUGAUAAAAACGAACAGUACCUGAUGGGCCAAGGAGUAAAGGUCUACAUCGAUCCCUUCACCUACGAGGACCCAAACGAAGCAGUGCGAGAAUUUGCCAAAGAGAUUGAUGUCUCCUGUGUGAAGAUUGAGGAGGUCAUUGGAGCAGGUGAGUUUGGUGAGGUGUGCCGUGGCCGGCUGCGUAUCCCCGGUAAGAAGGAGAACUACGUGGCCAUAAAGACCCUGAAGGGCGGCUACACAGACAAACAGAGGCGGGACUUCCUGUCCGAGGCAUCAAUCAUGGGUCAGUUUCAGCACCCCAACAUCAUCCACCUGGAGGGCAUCAUCACCGCCAGCUGCCCCGUCAUGAUCAUCACCGAGUUCAUGGAGAACGGAGCGCUCGACUCGUUCCUCAGGCUGAAUGAUGGUCAGUUCACUCCGAUCCAGUUGGUUGGGAUGCUGAGGGGAAUAGCGUCCGGUAUGAAGUACCUCUCCGAGAUGAGUUACGUCCAUCGCGAUUUGGCCGCACGCAACAUCCUGGUCAACAGUAACCUGGUGUGUAAAGUGUCCGAUUUCGGCCUGUCGCGAUUCCUGCAGGAGAACUCCUCUGACCCCACCUACACCAGCUCACUGGGUGGUAAGAUUCCGAUCCGCUGGACGGCUCCAGAGGCCAUCGCCUUCCGGAAGUUCACCUCUGCCUCAGACGUCUGGAGCUACGGCAUCGUGAUGUGGGAGGUGAUGUCGUUCGGAGAGCGGCCGUACUGGGACAUGAGCAACCAGGACGUAAUUAAUGCAAUAGAGCAGGACUACCGCCUGCCCCCCCCUCCGGAGUGCCCCACCCACCUGCACCAGCUGAUGCUGGACUGCUGGCAGAAGGAGCGCACGGCCCGGCCGCGCUUCACCAACAUCGUCUCCGCCCUCGACAAGCUGAUCCGAAACCCCGCCUCCCUCAAAAUCACCGCCCAGGACGGAGCAGGUCCGUCCCACCCCCUGCUGGACCAGCGCUCUCCCCCCACCCCGGCCUCCUGCAGCUCUGUGGGUGAAUGGCUGCGGGCGAUAAAGAUGGAGCGCUACGAGGAGAGUUUCCUGCAGGCCGGCUACACCUCCGUCCAGCUGCUGGCACACCUCAACACAGAGGAUCUUCUGCGGUUGGGCGUCACUCUGGCCGGCCAUCAGAAGAAAAUCCUGUCCAGCAUUCAAGCUCUUAGGGUUCAGAACAAAAGUCCCAAUAACAUUCUGUACUGACCACACACACUUACAAAUAAAGACACGUCACACACACACGCAACAUAAACACACACGCACACACAACCCACACGCAUACAGUGUAAACAAACACAAACACAUCUCAAGACUUGACUGGAGAAGCUCUUCCUGUGACCUGACCAAUCAGGAACUCCCGUCCGCCGCCAACUUCCAAUAGACGGGGAGUUUGUGUUUAAGUGGCCAAACAGAGACUUUGUGGUGCUUUAGGAGUUAAAUAACUUCCUGUUAUUGGCCGUGGAUGCCGUCAUUGGACCUGAAUGGCAUCACAGCACGUCUACGGGAACAAAGACUGUGCCAAACGAAGACAUUAAAAAAGACAAAAAUUGUCUUGUCAGACAAUGCUAAUGCUAACGUCGCAAAAAAGGGAAACAGAGAAAUGUCAGAUGCCAAUCCAAGGACUACGCAGCGCGUGUAACGUUUUCAAGAGAGUAUUUUUCUAACGGAUUGUAUUAUCUGGGAAAAGACUGAGGAGACACAGCAGCAGAUGAGGACAGAACUGCUAAAGAGGAGGAAUGUGAACUUUUUACGACGGCGUAUUGCGGACAAGCCCCGUCAGGAAAUAAUCUGAUUGUAAUCUGUGAUUUUUUUUUUUCCAUCCUGUCUGUCUGAGCACGCAAAGUGUGUGUAUGUGUAAGAACGUUGACUGAAUGACUGUACCAUGCACCCACGUUCUGGUGAGGACGUGCUGGAAGGAACCACUGUUUUACUUUGCUUUUAAAUGAGCGUGUUAUCUAGCAGAGCAUCAACCGGGCCUGUACUGUAUUAGCACUUGUUCGUACACUGCCUGUCAAACGUUCGAGGACACCGAACUUUUCUUAAAACUGUUUUUUAAUACAGAUGAACAUGAUGUCUUUGUCGGUUUGCCAAAAAAAAUAACAUAAUAAAUAGAAAGCUCUUUAGAUUUUGCCCCUUUUUUGUCAAAAUUGCGCUUUUUUCUUCUUGUUAUGAUGUCAGAACUCAAACUUUGCAGGUUUUGCUCCACGCUUGGGCCAAGAGUGUUUCAGUAUGAGCUUUUAGCAGCAGUUUGGAGAAUAAAACCGCCCCAUCAUACCAAGGAAGACACUUUGAAGAAGAAGCUGAGUGUUGAAGUCUUUAGCACACAGCUGCAGCUAUUUUUUGUACUUAUUUUGUUACUUAACUGAAAAUUAACCAUGAAAAACAGAAACUUUGUCCAAGGUGUCUCCAAACUUUUGACGGGCAGCGUAUUUCUAAGAGAAUGGCAUUUUAUUCAGGCAGAGAGGCAACCAGCGAUGAACGGCCAGUGUUGCAUUAGUAGCCACUUUGUACACACAUAUACAAACAUUCAGAGCAGCUGACACUCGAUUGACACAAAGAGAGAAGAAGACAAGGCCCAGUUUGUAAAAGAAAGGUGAUUGUUCUUUCCAGAACAGCUGGGAUUGAGAUGUUUUUCAUUUUGGACUGGAUGCUACGGUGCUAGUUAUGCUAAAGGAAUAGUUUGGCUAAUAUUUCAACUUACACGCUAUCAACCUCAAAUAUAGUCGAUCAGUCCAAGACAAGCUUGCUUUUUAAGGCUCAGCACUGGAGCUAAUGUUGCUAAUAGGAUGCGGAUAACCAGACAAACCUACAAUCAAGAAUGCGACGCAUUAAAACUGCAUUGCAUUUUAUAUGAACAAGGAUUUAAAGGCGAUAUAUUCAUCAUUUUAAACAUAAAUAUAGCAGCAAACAACUUUUUUCUAUGUAAAGACAUGACGGAGUAACAGCAUCCGGAGCAGAGAGUGAAGCCACGCCCCCUCUGUGUGAGCUGUAAUCCGAGCUUCUCUGUUUUUUUUUGUUUUCAUAGCCAGUCUGGCCGUGCAUGCAUGUAAACGUCGGCCCUCCCCACGUUUUGUUGUGCAUGCUAAACUUAAGGCGGAACAGGAAAAUAGGAAUUAGAAGCUGGUGAAAAAGAAGCUGAUUUCAGCUUCACUGAGAGUUGAAAUGCCUGAAAACGGAUAAGGAAGCUGCUCCUUUUGCUGUUUCACAGAAUCAAUAGUCAGUAUUGUUUUGUCCUGUUUGCGAGUGUUUGUGAUAGCACCUGGUUAGCUUCACAACAGAAACUGUAGCAACAGUUUGCUAACACACAUCCUAGCUAACGUUAGCUGCAGUACUUGUUGUGUCGCUGUUCAUGCUAAUGUUAUUUCAUGGUAUUUGUGUGUACGAGGUUUGCGAAGGGUUUUGUGGCCACAAAGACCUAAAAAGGUCUGUUGGCAUCGACAAUGCACGUCCACAGGGUUGGGGGGCGGAGUUUCUGAAGGAGCACUGAAGGGAGGGUGAGUUUGUUUUGCUGUUGAGUUCAAAUAUCGACAGUCGUUCUCCAGAAUCGUUUAGUGCACCUUCAAGCUUUAUCGAAUGAAAAACACGGGUAACGUAACAGAUACGACAGCAGGGUAAUGUGGUCUACUUACUUACACUUACCACACAUUAUUAGCCCAAGUUAGUGAACAAAUAUGGCCUGAACGGAGUUAGCCUGAAGUUCAUAUGCGUAGUUUGAACAACAAUCGAUGCAAACAUUGUAGCUUUUAAUCAUGGGACCAACUACAGAUGCUAACCACUAGCUAACAAACAUGGCUAGGUUUUCUGAAAGUAUCUUAGUACAAAGAUCAUUCUUAAAUGAUAGAGUGAGAAUCACACUGAACACUCUCUCUACCAGAGAGGCUGAUCUAGACAGAGACUAAAGCCAGUGUCACACUACACGACUUUUACCCCGAUUUUAGCCCCGAUUCUCAGUCUGAGCUGGUCGGCUCUAGUCUUCAGAUUUCUGGGUCAGUCGGAGUCGACAGUUGGAGAGAGAGUCGAGUCGUGUUUGAGGGGCGCAGACUCAGAUUUUUGGCCUCCUGAUCGCGUUUCAGAGCAGUCAGAGUCAAACGUUUGAGUUUUUCAACCCAACUCUGAGCAUAAUCUAGUGUAAAGUUGUCGACGACUUAAUCUAAACGGAUUCCUGCAACAGCCAAUGAAAACUGAGAGCGCGAAAGAAGAAAAUACAGCAAGUAAACAAAGUAAAAUGGCAGAAAGUCUCUCACAUCUGGAGCGAAGCUUUUUAAUGAGCUGAGUUUAAGGCACAAUCGAGUUUAUGUACAUUUAAAACUCUAAAAAUACCAAACUGAUCACAUUUUUAAAUCAAUGAUCCACUUAAACAUGUUUACCUGCUGCUUCUUUACUGUUUCAGCGCAAACGGCAGAGAAAACAGCAGCAGCGGCUCCACGUUUGUUUAUUUGCAUCUCCUAGUAACGAGAGAACGCGAGAGUUCGUGCGAGUUCAUUGAGCUCCGUUCGGUUCAGCAGCAGCUGAAAAGUUGAGUAGUGUGUGAUCCGUAAUUGUUUAGUGUGGAUCCACAAGAUUUCAGUCGCUCAAAAAAGUCAGACAGUGUGAGACGCCCAGUCUUUAUAAUCUGUUAAGACUUUAAAAGUCGUGUAGUGAACCCAAGGCUUAAGAUGCUUUUGGGAAACUGGGUCCACAUUUGUAGGCCACAGCUGAAGAUUACAUUCAAGAGAAGCAACACAGUGUUUAAAAAAAGAGUCAGUUGAAGCUUAGCUUAGCGUGUCAUGUGGCUAAAUAUGUGUAUAGGAUGGUUUAAUCUCUGCUAUAACUGUUUAUCAAUGGCUCCGAGUCGGAGUCGGAGUCGGAGUAUUUGGCAGGUAACCGUUAAUCGGUUAAUCAAUAACAUCCCUAGUAGCCAACAAAUAAUGUAAGCUUAUGAUAAUUACCCCAACUGCACGAACUCAACCCACAUCAAGUUGUGAAAUAAUCUCUAGUAGACUUGAUUGUGUGGUUUCUAACACUUUAAGACACACUGGUCUAUAUAAAGAUGGACAAGUUAGCUACCUGUUAGCUACAUUAGCCUCAUAGCUCCAGUGCUAAAACUAAAGAAGCAAACUUCAGGCACCAGACACGUCUCAGACGGUCGACUACAUUUGGAGUAAAAGCUAAAAUGAGGUAUUUUUUAACAUUUUUCUGCCAAACCGUUUCAUUUCCAGCUCAGUGCUCAUGCAGAUUUCAUCAUCACGUGGACCACAGGGUUCAGAAACCUGACCACUUCAGUGAACUUUGACCCAAAGUGUGGGACUGUGGUUAGAGGAUGAGUUUUGGUCUUCACAUUGGAGAUCUAUAAUUACAAAGCAGGGAGAUGACGAUGAUUAUUAUUGUUAUUAUUAUUAUUAUUAUUAUUAUUAUUAUUAUUAUUAUGCUGCCUUUCUUUUGAUGUAUAGAAAUCUCUGGCUUUAUGUAAAUGAGUUUUAAUUCUUCUUUUCCGUGUCAGUGUAAUCUGUGUUUACUUCACAAUAAAGAUUUACACCACCA
This is a messenger RNA of Colossoma macropomum (tambaqui), 8083 nucleotides long. RefSeq names its product ephrin type-B receptor 4a. The transcript is spliced from 17 exons. The record is from RefSeq and is a predicted model, not a curated record. The coding region runs from base 797 to 3766 and encodes 989 amino acids. Gene Ontology annotation, cellular component: neuron projection; plasma membrane. NCBI's taxonomy places the organism in Eukaryota, Metazoa, Chordata, Actinopteri, Characiformes, Serrasalmidae. Gene Ontology annotation, biological process: cell surface receptor protein tyrosine kinase signaling pathway; axon guidance; protein phosphorylation. Gene Ontology annotation, molecular function: transmembrane-ephrin receptor activity; ATP binding; protein binding.